UUCUUCGUAUCCUUAAUAUUCCUCGUAUCGCAAAAUAUCUAAGAUUAGGUGGUUACGAGAUUUUUGUCGGCGUUGUAAGAUUUUGUCAUCGAAAAUCGCAUUAAUACGCUCACGAAUUUUUACGAAGCUUGACCCCAUGUUUUUUCUUGGUCAACUAUUUUACGAUAUUAAGGAUACGAAAAAAUAAUGAAUAUCUCAUUAUUAUCGGUAACAAGUAGAAUUUGUUUAAGCACCUCAAUUUCUUAAUUGCGAAUAUACGCACACCGAAUCCACCCACAUGGAUCUGACGCCAGGAAAGAAAUGGGAAUGUGAAAAGUGCUCAAAACAGUUUAAAACCAAAGACCAUUUGACCAGACACGUGGUCACGCACGAUCCCGAUGCUAAAGUCACGUGUGAAGUUUGCGGCAAAAUAUUCAAAAACAAACGAUCCUUAUCUAAGCACAUAUUGGAAAUCCACAACAAUCGGAAGCGACCAAGUUGUCCCACUUGUCACCGGGUGUUUUUCAGCGUUGAUAAUUUACAGCGACACAAUAAGACCGUCCACGGCGGGAAGGAACCCCCUCGUUUCUCGUGUCCGGUUCCUGGCUGUGAGAAAACCUACCAACACGAGGACGAUGUUGCGAAACACGUGGAAACUGAACAUGCCCAGACUCCCGUCCGAUAUCCGUGUACGCUUUGCAGAAGGACGUUCAAAACGAGGGUUCAACUUGAAGCUCACAUUCCUACCCACAGGACGGAGAAAAAGUACAAGUGUUCCACUUGUUUGAGGAGUUUCGCCCGCAUCGGAGCCAUGAAACUUCACGAGGCGACACAUUUGGCAAAAUCUGCCCGGAACAUGUUACGGUGUGACGUCUGUCCGCGGACCUUCUUAAGCAGACUUGGUCUACAACUACACAUCGGUGCUGCACAUGAAAACCAGAGGAAUUAUCCGUGCACAUUUUGUGACAAGAGAUUCACCUACUCAUCAAGCUUGAAGGUUCACGUGGAGGCGAAGCAUGCUGCGAAUAAGGAGCUGGUCCAUUCCUGCGACAAGUAGAAAAGCUGUUAGAAGUAUAAUUUACCCACUCACAGAAUGCGUCGCAAUGGAGGGAGGCAUGGAUGUAACUUCUGUGGGAAGAAAUUAUUCACUUAUUUCGAAUUGGUCGGACAUUGUCGAGAUCAUAUGUUAGGUAGUUAAAAUUGAUACGUAUUUAUCUAUAUGUACAUAAUGGAGAUAUAAAUAAUUUUCAAAUUUUGAUUAAAUUUGCGACAUUUCGCAAUACUUCUUUUUGUAUAAACCCAUGCAAUUUUAGUUUUAAAUUUAUUUAAUAACUUGAAAUAUUUAUUUCUAUAGAAGUUUUAGCAAAUUGUGCUGUUAUGGGAAAGAAGUAUGUAUGUAUGUAAGUAUGUAUGUUGUUGGGAGUACGUCUUAUUAAACGGGUACCCACAAUUUUGUAAAUACUACCUAAUUCAUUGCUUAACUAAUUAUUUAUUUUAACUGAUAAAUAACCAGCCUGUUGUAAAAUGAUAAGUGAUUGAUAGAUAAAUUUUGUUCCACCAUUUGAGAGUA
Folsomia candida is the source of this 1549-nucleotide messenger RNA. RefSeq names its product PR domain zinc finger protein 5. The coding region runs from base 278 to 1036 and encodes 252 amino acids. The transcript is spliced from 4 exons. The record is from RefSeq and is a predicted model, not a curated record. NCBI's taxonomy places the organism in Eukaryota, Metazoa, Arthropoda, Collembola, Entomobryomorpha, Isotomidae.